Messenger RNA from Drosophila ficusphila, 855 nucleotides. RefSeq names its product V-type proton ATPase subunit e (gene VhaM9.7-c). The coding region runs from base 90 to 344 and encodes 84 amino acids. Gene Ontology annotation, cellular component: plasma membrane proton-transporting V-type ATPase complex; proton-transporting V-type ATPase, V0 domain. The record is from RefSeq and is a predicted model, not a curated record. The transcript has a single exon. Gene Ontology annotation, molecular function: proton-transporting ATPase activity, rotational mechanism. Gene Ontology annotation, biological process: proton transmembrane transport. NCBI's taxonomy places the organism in Eukaryota, Metazoa, Arthropoda, Insecta, Diptera, Drosophilidae.
GUUAGUAUAUUUUGACAGCACAGAUGAUUAAUAAAAACAGAAUUUAAUUUUACGAAAAAAGGAAAGUUAAGCACAAAAAAGGAGUUGCCAUGGAAGCUUUCCUGAUGAUCUUGUUUUUUACCGCCUUCUGGGCGGCGGUGGCCAAGUUUGGACCCAUCCUGGUGACCAAGGGACCCCAGGAUGAUUUGGUUCGCUGCAUUUUCCUGUUGACCGCCGUUGUUUGCUGGCUUUUCUGGCUCUGUUGCUAUUUGGCGCAAUUAAAUCCGCUCCUGGGGCCAAAACUCAGAGGAAACGCCGUGAGGAUCAUCGCCUCGUCCUGGGGAAAUCCCAUCAAGGAUGGAUAAAGGGAUUUCUACAAAUCCCACACAUACUUAGUUAAUCUCUGACGGAAGCAGCUUCUCCGGAUCCGCAGCCACAUCACACAAGAUGAAUACCACGGACACCAUAGCUUCUGCUAAACUUUUUUGUACUUUAACGCUGACAUGCUGAUAAGGUUGGGCUGUCCUAUCUUCAGAAACGCCCUGCUAUUUCCAAACUAACAACAUUAACCAAUUGAAAUUGUACACUCCCACCCCCAGAAGAUCUUUUUAAUACCUCAACAUUUGUUAUCAAAAUAUCUCACUUAUGUACCUACUGCGGUUUACAACUCCAAUAAUUGCUUUUUUUUUUAGCAAUAUGUUUUGUUUUUAUGCACUUAUUUGCAAAUUAACAUCUUAACAUCUUAACAUCUUUGGAUCCUAAAUCCGUUGAACAGAUUAUGAUGAACCUUUGGUUUUCCGUUUUGUAGAUUAUUGUACUAAUCAGUCAUUGUUUUUGUGAUCUAGUUAUCGGCAAAUAUAGACAAAUUUAUGUAAA